Mobula hypostoma (lesser devil ray) is the source of this 1335-nucleotide messenger RNA. RefSeq names its product RIB43A domain with coiled-coils 1 (gene ribc1). The record is from RefSeq and is a predicted model, not a curated record. Lineage: Eukaryota; Metazoa; Chordata; Chondrichthyes; Myliobatiformes; Myliobatidae. Bases 112 to 1251 code for a protein of 379 amino acids. The transcript is spliced from 7 exons.
AUGGGUUCACACGAAUAGCCGACGCACAUGGGGGCAGAGCUGCCUCCAUCCGCCACCAGCAAGUUAAAUUUAAACGCAAUUAUUAAGAAUUUCAUAUCCUGAAGAAGUAAGAUGUACAAGUUGGACAUCCCCGUUGACCCAAAGCAGACUGCGGCCAUCGAGAGGCGACGGAACACCGAGCAGCAGCGCCAGAGUCGCAUAUUCAACGCCAGAUACAGGACGAUAGGGGUGGAUCGACCGUUCCUGGACCACCAGGUGGAAGAGAAAAAGACUCGGGAGGAGAGGGAGAAACUGCGGAAUGAGGCGUUCGACGCUGAGCGGCUCCGUCACGAUGUGACGGCUCAGCUAAUGGCGGCGCAGGAGCAGGACCGGGUGCGCCAGCUGAACGAGCAGCUGGUCACCUACCGCGCCCACUACCAGCGGCCGGAGGACCGUCGCGACUUCGACCUCUAUGACCCUGAGGGGCUGAAGAAGGACCGGCCGGCAAGGGUCAGCCAAGAUGACCCCCGCUGCGGCCCCUCGGGAAUGCAGAAAUUUGCCGGCGAGGACCACAACGAGAAGAGCCGGCAAAGGUACCAGCAGCAGCAGGCUGAGAAGUGGCUGAUGGCACAGAGGCAAGAGAAGGAACGGGCGAAGAGGGACCAGAAGUACACAGACCAGCUCCUCCACAAGAAGCAGGUGGAACUGGACCAGCGAGCGGUACAACUCUCCAAGAUGGAAGAGGACUGUCGGCGGGCCCUCAAUACGGCCGUUCUCAAUUACAACAUGGCGCUGGCGGCCGAGCAGGCAGAGGCAAGGGAGGUGGAGCGGCGGAAGGAGGAUGAGGAGAAGCUGGCUGACAUGGGCGCCCACGUGUACGGGGACAUUCUGACAGAGAACCCAGAGGUGGCACGCAGUGCCUUUGGACCCCACCGGGUGGUGACCGACCGCUGGAAGGGCAUGAGCGCCCAACAGCUGGAGGAGAUACGGAGGCAGCAGCGGCUUCAAGUUGAGGAAGGGAAGAAACUGAAGAUGAAGGAGGCGCAGGUGGAUGCGGAGUGGGACCGGCAGCGGUUGGCAGAUGCACGGGCAGCGUUGUACAGGCAGCAAGAGGAGGAGACGGCCGCCCGGAGACUGAGGCAGGAGAUGGACUCGUACAACAGGCGGCUGAACAGUGAGCAGCUGGCCCACCAACAGUACUUGGAUGAAGAGGUUUACACAAACCCGCCAACCGCUGCGUAUUUCCUGCAGUUUAACACAUCCAGUCGCUAGUGACUCCCAGUUGGAGAAAGCCACUGUCUCAGUCAUCAAUUCUCAACAAUCUUAUAUUUAUGACUCUGAUCUAAAUAAAGUUUA